Molecule: messenger RNA, 5186 nt
Organism: Pseudoliparis swirei
Lineage: Eukaryota; Metazoa; Chordata; Actinopteri; Perciformes; Liparidae
Gene: ppp1r12a
Product: protein phosphatase 1, regulatory subunit 12A
Exons: 27
Coding region: 106-3468 (1120 amino acids)
Biological process (GO): signal transduction
Cellular component (GO): cytoplasm; A band; Z disc
Molecular function (GO): enzyme inhibitor activity; protein kinase binding; phosphatase regulator activity
Source: RefSeq, a predicted model, not a curated record
CCUCCCCCAGCCCUCCCUUCCCACGCCCCAGUGUGCUGUGGGAUAGUGGCACUAUAAAGUAUAUCCUCUCUCGGAGAAAGAUAAGAAGCCGGAGACAGGAGGGGGAUGAAGAUGGCGGACGCCAAGCAGAAGAGGAAUGAGCAGUUAAAGCGGUGGCUGGGCUCGGAAACGGACCAGGAGCCUCCUGUUCUGAAAAAGAAGAAGACGAAGGUGAAGUUCGACGAUGGCGCCGUGUUUCUGGCCGCCUGCUCAAGCGGCGAUACCGAGGAGGUGCUCCGAAUGCUUGACCGGGGCGCUGACAUCAACUACGCCAAUGUGGACGGUCUCACCGCCCUCCACCAGGCAUGCAUAGACGACAAUAUUGAAAUGGUGACUUUCCUGGUGGAGCAUGGAGCCGGCAUCAACCAGCCGGACAAUGAGGGCUGGAUCCCCCUCCACGCCGCAGCCUCCUGCGGAUACCUAGACAUCGCACAGUAUCUCAUCGCCCAGGGUGCCAGUGUUGGCGGUGUGAACAGUGAAGGUGAGACGCCUCUGGACAUCGCUGAAGAGGAGGCGAUGGAGGAGCUCCUUCAGAAUGAGAUCAACAGACAAGGGGUGGACAUCGAGGCCGCCCGGAAGGAGGAGGAGCGGAUCAUGCUGCGGGACGCCCGGCAGUGGCUCAACAGCGGCCAGAUCCAGGACAGCCGGCACGUCAAGUCCGGAGGGACGGCGCUCCACGUCGCCGCCGCGAAAGGCUACGUCGAGGUUUUAAAGCUUUUAAUCCAAACAGGGUAUGAUGUAAAUAUUAAGGACUACGAUGGCUGGACUCCGCUGCAUGCGGCCUCACACUGGGGCAAAGAGGAGGCGUGUAAGAUACUGGUGGAGGGUCUAUGCGACAUGGACCUCAUCAAUAAAAUGGGCCAGACAGCUUUUGAUGUAGCAGACGAAGAUAUUCUUGGAAACUUGGAAGAACUACAAAAGAAACAGAAUCUGCUGAUCGGUGACAAGAAAGAAGUUACGAAAUCUCCUUUGAUUGAAACGACAACCACCGGGGACAACAACCAAUCUCUGAAACCACUCAAGAGCAAAGAAACUCUGCUUCUGGAGCCGGAGAAGAUCGCCCCGCACAUCGAGGCCUUGGAGCCGGAGAAGGUGGACGAAGGAGAGGAGGGGAAGAAGGACGAAUCGAGCUGCUCCAGUGAGGACGAGGACGACGAAGAUUCAGAGUCGGAGACUGAAGCAGACAAGAGCAAGCCUUCAGCAUCGUUGAGCAACAGCACGACGCCCGCCCCCAACAGCAACACCGUGUCGCCUCCGACUAGCCCAACCAACCAGCUUGAUUGUAUUACUCCCCUCAUGCCUGUGGCGGAGCCAGGCGGUCCUGCAUUGUGGCGUCAAGGCUUGCGCAAAACUGGCAUUUCUCUAGUGCCCAAAAAACCCAUGCUCACUCAGCCUGCUGAAAAGGUCUCGACUAAAGUGGUGGAGGAGGAGAGGAAGGAGGAGGAGAGGAAGGAGGAGGAGAGGAAGGAGGAGGAGAGGAAGGACGAGUCUCCGGCAUCGUGGCGGCUGGGUUUGAGGAAGACGGGCAGCUACGGGGCGCUAGCGGAGAUCACCGCCACCAAGGAGGCUCAGCGGGAGAAGGACACGACCGGCGUGAUGCGCUCGGCCUCGAGCCCUCGCCUCUCCUCCUCUCUGGACAACAAAGACAAAGAGAAGGAAAAGGAUAAAGGAACUCGUCUGGCCUACGUGGCUCCCACCAUCCCCAGGAGACUGGCCAGUACUUCAGACAUUGACGAGAAGGAGAACAGGGACUCUACUCCUCUGAUACGGAGCGGCUCGUACACCCGGCGGCGCUGGGACGACGACCUGAAGAACAGCGACGGAACCGCCUCCACCAACCGAACCCCCAGCUACCAGCGCAGCACGUCCCACACGCUAGCACUAGGGCGGAGCGGCAGCACGCGGGACGUGCCAGCCAAGUCUUCGUCCACCUCCAGCUUGGACCCUAACGCCUGUAACACUAAACCCUGGCAGCCGCCCUCCUCCCACUACCAGUCGUACAGCAUUUACCGCAGCGGCUCCUUUGGCAGACGAUCCGAGGACCUGAGUUCCUCGACCACCUCCUCCUCUACGCCCUCCACCACCACCGCCACCACCACCACCACCACCUCAUCUGUUACCUCGCCCACAGGCCACCGCAGCCUGCUCUCCAGCCUGGGCUCCUCCUCCACUCGCACUGGCUCCACCAGUCUCACCAGCAGGUACUGGUCAGAGGAGAGUGCAGAGAGGGAAAAGGAGAAGGAGAAGGAGUCUGCUGCAGUCAUCCCCACUAUGAACACUGGCUCGACUACGACCAGCACGUCUACCACUACCACCAGCGCCAUAUCUACCACUACCACCACUGGCAUUGUCACUGGUUCUGAAAGACGCAGGUCAUACCUGACGCCAGUGCGAGACGAGGAGUCAGAGUCCCAAAGGAAAGCUCGUUCCAGACAAGCUCGACAGUCAAGGAGGUCCACCCAGGGCGUGACUCUGACUGACCUGCAAGAGGCCGAGAAAACAUUCGACAAGAGUCGUACCCCAAAGACCCGAGAGGAGGAGAAGGAGGAGAAAGAGAAGCAGGACAAGGAGAAGCAGCAGGAGGAGAAGAAGGAGAUGGAGGUGAAGGAAGACGAUUACCGAUCGAAGUACCGCAGCUUCGAAGAGAGCUACCGGCCUUCGUCUUCCUCCUCUACCUCCGCCAUUUCCACAGCCUCCACCCCGUACACUAGCACCGCGUUGUCCUCCAGCUCCCUCAACCGGCCCAACAGUCUGACGGGCAUCACCUCCUCCUACAGCCGCUCCUCCAGAGACACGGAAAAAGAAAUGGACAAAAAGGAGGAGGAGAAGGAGGGCGAGGACAAGUCCCAGCCCCGCUCCAUACGGGAUCGCAGGCGGCCCCGCGAGAAGAGGCGCUCCACUGGCGUCUCCUUCUGGACCCAUGAGGGUGACGAAAAUGACCCCGACCAGCUGUCCGGCUCGGAGGAGAGUAGCAUCAAGGGAGAGCCACAGAGCGACAGAUUGUCCAGGAACGAUAGCACUUCAUCUUUAGAUCGCAACGACAUCCUCUUCACCCGCGGCUACGGGGAGAGUCGGAGGACGUACUCGAGCCGCCUGGACCGAGACGACACCACGGACUACAAGAAGGUUUGUGAGCCGCUCUACGAACAGAUCUUAGCCGAGAACGAGAAGUUGAAGGCCCAGUUACGCGACACGGACCUGGAGCUGGCAGACUUGAAGCUACAGCUCGAGAAGGCCACGCAGAGGCAGGAACGCUAUGCCGACCGAUCACAGCUUGAGAUGGAGAAAAGGGAAAGAAGAGCUCUCGAAAGGAAGAUUUCUGAGAUGGAGGAGGAGCUUAAGAUGCUCCCAGACUUGAAAGCAGACAACCAGAGACUAAAGGACGAGAACGGAGCGCUCAUCCGAGUCAUUAGCAAGCUUUCCAAGUAGAACACCCCCCCCCCUAGUCCCCCAUGGCAGUGACUAAUGGAAUUGCACAUUUAGUUAUUAAUUGCAACAGACAUCAGAGACGAGACUUUUCUUCUUCUUCUUUUAUAUCCUCUCAGCUCUUUAUCUCCCUUUUGCUCCACCUCCACCAUCCACCCACCCCUGCGCCACCGCCUCCACUAUUCCCCACUCGACUGUGUGGCUGCUGUCCCCAUUGAACCGCUGAGUUUACAGAGCAAAAGGAGAACGCGUUGUGUGGUGAGCAUGUGAGCGCAUUGUGGGCGGGGACGCCUGCAAACUAUUUAACCAAUAAGCCUUAGUUGUACAUAACGAGAAAACGGAAAGAGAAACACUCGCAGCGCUCUCUCCUCCCCUGUCUCGGCGAUCGCCGGAGAACAGAUAUUAUCCAACGCCUGAUUUUAUUCGUGCCACGAUCUCUCUUUUUUCUUUUCUUUCUUGUGUGUGUGUGUGUGUGUUUCUUCUCCCCGUGUUAGUGUUGUGUGCUGUGCAGCCCCCCCCCUCCCCCCGCUUAACCCCCUCAAAGUGCCACUUCUACCCUGAUAUCAAAUCCUUGUGGCCCCCUCAUUUAUCCAUUCAUCCCCCCCUCACACGCACAUAUACACACAUGUACACACACCCUCUGUGUCUUCCUCCAAGAGGGAACUUUUUUGUUUGUUUUGAAAUCUCGCUUUAGCGAAACGAGGCGGACCUGGUGGAAUUUAAGCUUUCACUGUAUGUGCAAUAUGCAUUUCUUUUCUUUUUUUUUGUUUUCAAAAAAAAAAAAAAAUGCUUUAAAGAGUCAUCACAUGUAGGAUUUGUCACUCUUCCACCGCUUUCAUCGCUCACCUUCCUCUUUCUCUCUUUUUUUUUUUUUUUUUUAAGUUUGUAGUGUAUUCCGUUUAUACUCUGUAUUUCUCACUUUGUUUUAGCAGGUACUGAGUGAUGCUGUAUAUACCUGUAUGUAUUUGUUUGAGACCAGCACAUGGCAUGCGUUUAUGGCUCCCGUCUGUUACUAUUAAAAGUAUACAAAUUCCAGAGGACAAAAAGGUGUGUUUUUAAUUAUUUUUCUGUUAUAGUCUAAAGACAUUGGAUACAGUGCAGUUGGAGCCUCUCGCUCCGAUACGGGACUGUCAGGUGUUCAGCGCUACUUUUUUUUUUUUUUUUUUUUUUCCCAGUUUAAAAUAAGUGUUCACAUACUUGUGAGAUAAAGAAAAUAAUGACUUCACUACAUUUCACUUUCGUUGUGUUCAGUAACUUGGAAGAGUGCUGUUAAAUUUGUUUCCUUUUUAUUUUUUUUAUUUUGUAAACGCUGUAGUAUUAUUAGAGCCAUGGUGUUGUCACAAAAAAAGAAAAAUAAUAUCUUUAGGUAUCGCUAACCCAGUCCUUUUUACGAAUGUCUACAUGCACUGUCGAUGCCAUGUGAGGAGUCUUUAUGUCAGGUUGAAGCAUAUCACCAACGUCAAAUAUUCCAUGCAUCUGAAAACAUGUUAUGCAUUUCAGUGGCCUUUUUAAGGAUAUUUUAAGUAAAAGAAGUUACAGAAAAAGUCACUGUAGAUGGACUGAUGACUAUCUACUCUGGUUUAGACCUUUUAGUUUGUUUUUUCUUUAUUUUAUUUCCCGUCAUCUUGUAAAAUAGGUGUGUGGCUUAAUACAUGCAAGCUGUGCUGUGACUACCAACCACUGAAGAGUUCAUUAAAAAUAAACUUGUACAUUGGAAAGUU